AUGUCGAUCAAGACCCAAGUCUGCUCGUUCAGCGGUUUUAAAAUCCCAAUUGGUAAGGGCCGCAAGUUUGUGAGAGAGGACAUGAAAGUCUUCACUUUCAUUACUAAGAAGUCGGAGUCUGCGUUCUUGAGAAAGACCAACCCAAGAAAGGUCUUCUGGACUGCGAUCUACAGACAACUCAACAAAAAGGGUCUUCAACAAGAAGUUGUCGGCAAGAAGAAGGCAAAGAGAGUUAUCAAGGUGAUUAGAGGAUACCACGGAAUUUCUGCCGAAGAAAUCGCCAAGAGAAAGCAGACAUACACCCCAGAACAACUCGCUAAGAAGAGACAAGAAGCCAUCGCAAAAAUUAAGGAAAUCAAGGCAACUAAUGCUGCUAAGAAGGAGGCCGCUAAGAAAGAAGCAAAGAAGGAGGGAAAGAAGGAAGCCCAUCCAAAGGCUAAGACCGCUUCUAAGCAACCAAAGGCAGGUAAAACUAACUUCAACUCCAGAUGA
This is a messenger RNA of Entamoeba invadens IP1, 492 nucleotides long. RefSeq names its product 60S ribosomal protein L24, putative. The transcript is spliced from 2 exons. Gene Ontology annotation, biological process: cytoplasmic translation. Gene Ontology annotation, cellular component: cytosolic large ribosomal subunit. The coding region runs from base 1 to 492 and encodes 163 amino acids. The record is from RefSeq and is a predicted model, not a curated record. Lineage: Eukaryota; Evosea; Mastigamoebida; Endamoebidae. Gene Ontology annotation, molecular function: mRNA binding; structural constituent of ribosome.